This is a messenger RNA of Xiphophorus couchianus (Monterrey platyfish), 4019 nucleotides long. Its product is annotated as gastrula zinc finger protein XlCGF57.1-like. The transcript is spliced from 2 exons. Gene Ontology annotation, molecular function: DNA-binding transcription factor activity, RNA polymerase II-specific; RNA polymerase II cis-regulatory region sequence-specific DNA binding. The record is from RefSeq and is a predicted model, not a curated record. NCBI's taxonomy places the organism in Eukaryota, Metazoa, Chordata, Actinopteri, Cyprinodontiformes, Poeciliidae. Gene Ontology annotation, biological process: regulation of transcription by RNA polymerase II. The annotation marks the transcript as partial.
AAGAAGCAGCACACAGGAUGUCUGGAAAGACAAAAACAUCAAGGAGACGAUCCAAGGACAGUUCUUAAGGCUGCAGCGUCCACAUCGGAGCCUCAGCAAACACAAACCAACAGAGAUCUUGGUCUGGUUGGACAAGAAGAGGUUCUGCUGAGCUUCAGCAAGCAGAAACAAGAGACUAUGGAACUGAAAGAUGAAGAAAAGGAAGUCAAGAUCAACCCCACUGCUGAAACUGUGAAAACUGAAGAUGACGAAAAGAAACUUGAGUCUUCACUGCUCAAUCAAGUCAAAAUUGAAGAAGAUGUGAAGGCAGAACCUUCAACCAACAGCUCUGCUCAGCAGAUAAAAACAGAAACAGGAGAUCACAGUGGAGGACUGGAUCCAGACAAUAACCCUGAUCCAAAUAAUAACUUAAAACUAAAUUCAAAUGAAAAUGAUUCACCAUCUUCAGAGACUGAUGCAAGCAGCAACGAUUACUGGCAAAAAUCUGCCGGUUCUGGAUCCGAAACAGAAAGCAGUGCUUGGAAGCAGACCAUUAUGCUUGAGCCAGGUGGUAAGAAAAAUGUAGCCUGUAAAACUGCUGCAAUAUCCUUCAGCUGCUCCGAGUGCGGUAAACAGUAUCGCCACAAGUGGUCCCUGAAGAAGCACCUGGGGGUCCACUCCGGGGAAAGGCGUUUUCUCUGUAAAAAUUGCAGUGAAACUUUUAGCGAAUAUGUGCAACUGAGGACACAUAUGAAAAUACAUGCAGAUGAGAAACCUUUCCUCUGUGAUAUUUGUGGUAAAGGUUUUCGCAGAAUGGGCGACCACAAAGCACAUCUCAGAGUUCAUGCUGAAGAAAAGCCACUUACCUGUAGCAAAUGUGGAAAAGGAUUUUAUUAUCAGAUGAACCUUAACAAACACAUGAAGGUCCACAGAGACAAACCUUUCAGCUGUGAUCUGUGUGGUAAAACAUUUAAUGUUAAAUCACGUCUUAGGAUGCACAUGCAAAACCACACUAAAGACAAACCAUUUAGCUGUGGGGAUUGUGGGAAAAGUUUUAAUUUUAAGUCACUCCUAAAGACUCAUAUGAUCACCCAUUCUGUAGAGAAACCUUUUAGUUGUGAUGUUUGUGGUAAAAGCUUUCGUGCAGAAGAGCAUCGUGAGACACACAUGAGAAUCCACACUGGAGAGAAACUUUUUGACUGCAGUUCUUGUGGUAAAAAAUUUCUCCGCAGCGCAAAUCUUAAGACGCACAUAAGAAUCCACACAGGAGAGAAACCGUUUAUUUGUGAUUUCUGUGGCAAGAGUUUUAGUUCUCAAGGGAGUCUUGUGAAUCAUAUGGUGGUCCAUGCAGCUGAAAAACCUUUUGCUUGUGAUGUUUGUGGGAAAACAUUUCGCAGAGCAGUAGAGCUUAAAAUACACACAAGAGUGCAUACGGGCGAGAAGCCGUUUGGAUGCGAUAUCUGUGGAAAACAGUUCAGUCAAAGCUCACACGCUAAGAUACACAUAAGAAUGCACACCGGAGAGAAAUCAUGUGCUUGUCACGUUUGUGGUAAAGCUUUUUGCGACCGAGGGUCUCUUUCACAGCACAUGAGAGUCCACACGGGAGAAAAACGAUUUGCCUGUAAUGUCUGUGAGAUGCAUUUUAACCGUAAGUAUAAGCUAACAACUCACAUGAAAACACAUGUAGAAAUUCAGUCUGAUGCAGGAAAACUUAAACAAAGUGGCUCGUGAUGACAAACUUCAGUUUGUGUCAUUUUGUAGCUGCCUGAAUGUGGAUUUUUUUGUUUUUUAAUUUGGCUUCCAUUAUGUUAAGUUUAAAAUUUUUGUAAAUUAUCAUGCCUUCAGGGUAUUUUCAAUAAAUAAAUUUUUCAGAUGGACAAAAACCUACUUCACUUAGUAAGUUUUGCCUCAAUGCCUCAAGGCAUUGCCUCAAUGCUGUUCUCAAAUAUUGGACACCACAUUGGAAAAUGUACAUCACCUGUACAUUUAAAACUAGAACAGCCAAGACUUCCAAUAAUAUUUAAUUCUAUAGUCUUCUGCAUGCUGUUUGAGUAGGAAUAAUGUUUUUUGGAUGCUUUCAACAGUGAAAUCAAAGGUGUGUAAGAUUAGACCUUUUAUGAUGUUCAGGUCGGAGACUGAGGCAUUUACAGACAGACUGGCAGAUGUUCAUAUUUUCAUUGGGAGGAAGUUUACAUAGUUGGAAUUUGAAAAUCAGUGGGGAAAAUUAGGAUUGAGUGCUUUGGAGAUAAAGUUGGCAGUGAAAGGCCGAGAUGUCUUGGACAUGUGAAGAGGUGGGACAGUGGAUAUAUUGCACAAAUGAUGUGAAAGAUGAAAACAGUGAGUAUGUAAAGGGUUUCAUAAAUUAUCUUGAAGUCUGAAAAAGUAUGAAUUUACUCAUCAUUUUCCAGAUCAGGAUAAAUAUGAAAGGAACUGGAGAAUGGAAAAAUGUUUGAGUUUUCAGGCUUCAACUCUUGUUCGGUUAUACUUCAUUUCUAAAGUGUGACACUUGGUGAUUUAAAAUGAAUUUAUAUCCAUUUUGUUGAAAUUGAAAUUUAAUCUCAGCACUAAUCUAACAGUUCACAUGAGAAUCCACUCUGGAGAGAGACCAUUUGUUUGUGAGGAGUGUGGGAAAAGUUUUAGGGCACAAGGAAGUCUGAGUCACCACAUGAUAGUUCACACUGUGCUUCCUAAAAAACCUUUUAGUUGUGAUGUUUGCAGAAAAACAUUUCGUAGAACAGCAGAGCUCAAUACACAAGAGAGUCCACACAGGGGAAAGGCCAUUUGGGUGUGACGUUUGUGGAAAACGGUUUUGUCAAAACUAGACACUUAACAUGCACAGGAAAAUCCAUAAAGGAGAGACGUCUUGCAUUUGUCAUGUUUGUGGUAAAGUGUGUCGGGAGUGAGGUUCUCUUUCAAGACAUCUUAGAGUCCAUACAGGAGAAAAACCCUUCAGCUGCAGCAUGUGCAACAAAAGUUUUAAAGAAAAAGGUAAACUAACGACUCACAUGAAAAUUCAAGCAGGAAAGCAACCUGACCAGAGAGAAACUAUCUAGACUGCUCUGUAACAACAAGGUUUAGAUUUUUUGGUUAUUAAAUUGCCUUGUCAAGCUUGACCAUAAAAGAUGCCAAAAAUUGGAGCACUGGAUUGCAAGCCCGAUAGUGUACAUUCUUACUUUUAAGACUGUUUCAAUCAGAAAUUUAAAUGUGAAAAACCAGAACAAAAAAAUUAUUGUAAAAAUUUGUGAAUGAAAAAAAAAAAACUGGUUUAGAACAUGAAAGUCUUUUGAAAUAAAGCUGUGUUGUUUUUGCUGGGGGAACUGAAAAAUAAUUUAAUCUUGCUCAAAAACUGGUGUUAGCAGAAGAUGAUAAUUUUUUGAGUAAGACAACUUAUGUGGACCAUACUGUUCCUUAAGCGUGUACUUAAACUAAAAAGCAAAUGGAUUACAAAUUGCUCUAGAAAAUUUUUGUGAUUCAGUUUCAGCAACAUGUGAAAUACACUCAUUGUGCAGCAUUCCCAGUUUAUUAACAAAAUGUGCAGUUGGGAAUCUCACUAUUCGGCAACACCUAUAAGGUGUCGAAUUGGGCUGCAUGUUAUUUGUUUUAAAUUUAAAUUGGAUUGUUGAUUAUUCUGAAUUAAAUGAACAGGAAUAAAUUGAAUGCAUUUAAAAUGCAUUUUGUUUCUGAAAACAAGCAACAGCUUUCUGUGAAUUUAAAGAGAAAUAACUAAAAUCAGAGGAUCUGCGGCACUUGUUUAAAAUAAUGCCCAAUAAACAUGUAGCAGCAAAGCGCAGUUGGUAGCACUGUUGCUUUGCAGCAAGAUGGUUCUGGGUUUGAAUCCCGAGCCAGGGUCUUUCUGCAUGUUCCCCUUGUGCAUGUGUGGGUUCUCGCCGGGUACUCCGGCUUCCCCCCACAGUACAAAAUUCUACAAUUAUAAUUGGAGACUUAAAUCUGUUUUCUUUAUCAAGGUCCCAUGUCUCCUGUGUGAUAAGAAAAGUGCUGGAUCACUGUUAUGGUUUCAUUAAAGGAGUCUGAAAAUGUUG